Molecule: messenger RNA, 1807 nt
Organism: Oryzias latipes (Japanese medaka)
Lineage: Eukaryota; Metazoa; Chordata; Actinopteri; Beloniformes; Adrianichthyidae
Gene: nemp1
Product: nuclear envelope integral membrane protein 1
Cellular component (GO): nuclear envelope
Source: RefSeq, a predicted model, not a curated record
GGUAGUGUGUCAGCGAGGAGGGGGACUGCUGCGGGAUUAUCAUGGCGGGAUGCAUGAAAAUGACAAACGGUUUUGUCUCAGAGAGUUCCAAAUGUCUCAUUUUUAUCGUCACUUUUAUUAUUUUACCCGAAGCUACACUCCAGAAUACAGGGAAUAAGUAUGCAGUCACUGAUUUGCAUGACGGAGAGGAGCUCGUCAAGUCAGGACCUGACUGGUUCUGCUACAAAAACUCGAUUGUUCCCACCUGGAGGCAAACCUGGACAAGAAUUCAGGUGAAAGUUUGGAGCUCCAAGGUAUUCAGGUUGGAGACAGUGGAAGGUGAGGAGGAGCUGCAGGAGCUGGAGCGCUUCAGUCUGUGGAGCUGGUUUCAGAGCUUGUUGCGGGAGCAGCACAAUGAAACCACGAUUAAUAUCAGUCUGUUCAAGAAGAAGAUUUGCUUCAAGGUCGAUCCAUCUGAAAACACUCCGUACACUGUCAAACCCACCCGCAGGUUUGAUAUCUACCUGUUUUUGGUGUUUCUCUGUGGGGUUCUGCUGUUUGUUUUUGCAGACUCGCUCAGCAGGAGUCAAGUGUUUUUCUACUCGGCUGGUAUGAGCACAGGCAUGUUUGCAUCUCUCAUAGUGCUGUUUUUUAUUCUGGCACGCUUUUUGCCAAAGAAAAGUCCCUUUUACAUUCUGAUCGUUGGCGGCUGGUCCUUUUCCUUGUAUGCCAUCCAGCUGGUCUGCAGGAACCUCAGCACAAUCCUGCGAGAACACUGGCAUCUAGUCUUAGGUUAUGUGGUGGUGGUGGGAUUCAUCUGUUUUGCCGUCUGCUAUCGCUACGGUCCUCUGGUGGACGACAAAAGCAUAAAUAUCCUGUCGUGGACACUGCAGCUGAUCGGUCUGCUUCUGAUCUACCUGGGGAUUCAGCUUUACCAAGUUGCCUUCGCCAUCAUUGUAGCAGCUUUGCUCGCCAAAAACCUGGAGUACCCUGUCUCUCUGGCAGUAGCAGCUUGGAGUUUUGUCCGUAGGAAAAUAAAGGGACGUUUUUAUUGGAAGCCACAACCUCGUCGCCUGUUGACUGAGGAAGAGUAUCAGAGGGAGGGAGAGGAAGAGACUCGGCUCGCUCUGGAGGAGCUCCGUAAAUACUGUAACAGUCCAGAAUUCAGUCCGUGGAAGACGGUGUCCAGGCUUCAGUCCCCUAAAAGGUUUGCAGAUUUUGUUGAAGGAUCUCCUCAUUUGAUGUCAAACGAGGUGUCUGUUCACGCACAGGAAUAUGACUUUUUGGAAGAUGACUUUUUCGACACAGAUGAUGAAGAAGAGCCUGAGUUUGUAUCAAAACAGGAGUGAAAAAGCCCAGAAUUUGCAGCAUGCAAAAUCAAAUACUAAUUUUAUAUUGAAACGGUCUUGGGGAAAGUAUUUUUUUUAUAAAUAUUUGCAAAUACUGACAGCUUACAGAAACUGGAUUUUAUUCAAACUUAAACCAUUUUUGUAUCCAAAGAGAAAGGAUCAGAGUCAGGGGUAUGCAAAUCGAUUUGCUUAGUAUUUAUUGAUUGCACAACAGGUGUUUUAAACCAAGAGCAGAAAUAUUCUAAAGAAGACCCCUUGGUUCUGUGUUCUCCCUUGAGUGUCCUUGGCUUUUUCUAUCAUAUUUCUGUUGUAGAACUUCUUUGGUUUCAGUCAGGCAUUUGGGUUUCUAACCCACUGAACCCUCCAUGCAGCUGCAGUUCAUCUUUUUCAGGGAAAUGUCUGUUUUUUUUCUAUUUUAUUGGUCAUACCAAUGGAUUAUCUGUGUAUUUUGAUUAAAAAUGUCUGUAAUUAAGUGCCGA